Molecule: messenger RNA, 856 nt
Organism: Racocetra persica
Lineage: Eukaryota; Fungi; Glomeromycota; Glomeromycetes; Diversisporales; Gigasporaceae
Source: the annotation of a GenBank genome assembly
AUGUAACAAACGCAUUGAAAGAAGCCAUAAUAAACACAUUGAAGAAAGUUGAAACGAACAAACCAAGUAAAGCCACAACGAAUGUAUUGGGAAAAGUUAUAAUGAACAUAUUAAGUGAAGCCACAAUGAACGUAUUAAGAAGAGUCGUAGUAAAUGCAUCAAGAAAAGCCGUAAUCAAUGUAACCACAGAAGAUAUUAGGAAAAUUGUCAAGAAAAUAAAGUUUAGAAUCAGUAACCUUGAAAGUGCAAAAUCAGAAAUAAAAACGAGACUUACUAACCUGCUAAUAACUCAGAAUGAUACAACUUCACCUGAUGCUACAUCUAACGUCAAUAAGAGCGAUGUCGACAUUGACAGUCUUGUGACCGAAUUAGCCGCCUUGAAAAUAAACCAUGUGGAUCAGGAAGACCAAUCUAAGCGUGAUCAAGUUGAGAAUCUCAUUCAGAACAUUGUGACUAAGACAAUUAAAGACAUGAAUAAGAGACCAAGUCAACCACGUACCACCAAGCCCCAAACAUGUUACCUGUGCCAAGAAGUAGGACAUAUUGUGAAAAAGUGUCCAAAACAGAAUAAGGGUGCUAAGCAGUCCAAAAAUGCCCUCAAAUUUGAUAAUGUUGAUGUAAGAAUAGUUGAAUUCAUGAAAAUAAGGCCAGAAAUCACCAGUAAAUAUUUAAAAGUAGAAUUAUUGGAUGAUGGUGUAGGAUAUGAUGUAAGACCAGUUAGCAAAAGAAAAAGAGAAGACACCACGAUUGAAUUGAUAGAAUAUUCGAAUAAAAAAGGAAAAAUGAAUGAGUAUAUCACUGAAAAUGAGAGUCUAAAAUAUUCCAAUAAUGUGAUGUACAUACCUUUGGUGGAGUU